Messenger RNA from Hevea brasiliensis (rubber tree), 1473 nucleotides. Its product is annotated as squalene monooxygenase SE1-like. Gene Ontology annotation, biological process: sterol biosynthetic process. Gene Ontology annotation, molecular function: FAD binding; squalene monooxygenase activity. The transcript has 11 exons. The record is from RefSeq and is a predicted model, not a curated record. The coding region runs from base 1 to 1473 and encodes 490 amino acids. Gene Ontology annotation, cellular component: endoplasmic reticulum; membrane. Lineage: Eukaryota; Viridiplantae; Streptophyta; Magnoliopsida; Malpighiales; Euphorbiaceae.
AUGCGAUCAAAACACAACAAGCGUGGUCUAUUUGACAUUGUUGCUAUUGCCACUGUUGCGUUAGGAAUCAUUUUCCUUAUCGUAAAGGCAGAAGACAAAUGUUCUUCCCCACAAUCCUCCCGCAUUGCUAAUAUCAAGUUGUUUGAGAACAAGAAAUGCAAAGAUUUGAAAUCAAAGAAAGGCCUGUCUGACAUUGCCGCUAAUGCUGAUAUUAUCAUAGUUGGAGCAGGUGUUGCUGGGUCUGCUCUUGCUUACACUCUUGGCAAGGACGGACGGAGAGUGCAUGUGAUUGAAAGGGACCUGACUCUGCCUGACAGAAUUGUUGGAGAACUUCUGCAACCUGGGGGUUACCUGAAAUUAAUUGAGUUGGGCCUUGAAGAUUGUGUAGAAGAAAUUGAUGCUCAACAUGUAUUUGGAUAUGCUCUUUACAAAAAUGGGAGAAGUACUAAACUAUCAUAUCCCUUGAAAAGAUCAGAUCCAGAUGUGGCUGGAAGAAGUUUUCACAAUGGACGUUUCAUUAAAAAAAUGCGUGAAAAAGCUGCAACUUUACCCAAUGUAAGACUGGAGGAAGGGACAGUAACAUCCCUACUAGAAGUAAAGGGGACAAUCAAGGGCGUGCAAUACAAAACUAAAAUUGGUCAACAACUUACCGCUUGUGCUCCACUUACAAUAGUAUGCGAUGGUUGUUUUUCAAAUUUGCGACGGUCUCUCUGUAAUCCUGAGGUUGAUAUCCCCUCCUGUUUUGUGGCGUUGAUCUUAGAGAAUUCUGGCCAAAAUCUACCGUCCAUUUCAAAUGGUGAAAUGGCCAAAUACUUGAAAACUGUGGUGGCUCCCCAGAUUCCCCAAAAGCUACGUGAUGCAUUUGUUUUUGCAAUUAACAAAGAAAACAUAAGAACGAUGCCUAAUAGAAGCAUGCCUGCUGCUCCUCAUCCCACUCCAGGUGCUCUUUUGUUAGGGGAUGCAUUUAACAUGAGACAUCCUUUAACAGGAGGAGGAAUGACUGUUGCCCUAUCUGAUAUAGUCGUAUUAAGGAAUCUUCUAAGGCCUUUGCAUGAUCUGAGCGAUGCAUUUUCCCUUUGCAAGUAUCUUGAAUCCUUCUACACACUACGCAAACCUGUGGCAUCUACUAUAAAUACUCUGGCUGGAGCCUUAUACAAAGUAUUCAGUGCAUCAACUGAUCCUGCAAGGAAUGAAAUGCGUCAAGCAUGUUUUGACUAUUUGAGCCUUGGAGGUGUAUUUUCAAAUGGACCUAUCGCUUUACUCUCUGGACUAAAUCCUCGUCCGUUGAAUUUGGUUCUCCAUUUUUUUGCUGUGGCUAUCUUUGGUGUUGGCCGCUUAAUAGUUCCAUUUCCAUCAAUUCCACGCUUUUUGAUUGGGGCUAGAAUGAUCUCGGUUGCAUCAAGAAUCAUUUUUCCCAUCAUAAAGGCAGAAGGAGUUCGACAAAUGUUCUUCCCUAUAACCCUAACACAUUGA